Microthlaspi erraticum is the source of this 657-nucleotide messenger RNA. The record is from the annotation of a GenBank genome assembly. Lineage: Eukaryota; Viridiplantae; Streptophyta; Magnoliopsida; Brassicales; Brassicaceae.
AUGGCACAUCGUCUGAGCAGUCUCAGGGUGUACAAGUUUGAUGUGCCUUAUAACUCCGAUGUCGGAGUUAUAUUAGUUACAUCAGGUCUACGCUCAGAAGGUUGUCGAUUUCCAUUGACAAGAUACACGGGACAAGCCGGAAGAGAUUCAGAGGCUGGCUUGUCUCAAUCUUUUGUAGACCUAGUUGCUGGUUUCUUCGAAGAGAAUAGUAUCAACAUCACUGACCAGAUCUUUGCCUACUUGUCCUCCAACUUCUCUUUCAAACAUCUCGUGUCCGUUCCUCCCGCGUGUCCCGUCCUCGUUUUUCACUUCCAUACCCGACAGUCGCAUCUCAAAAUCCAUGAGCUUGAUACCUCACCAUACGAUGUUAUGGAACUGUUGAGACUCGGUGAAAAUAUCAUGAGUUUCGAUAAUGUUGAGGAGAGGCUUGUACGAAUCGCUCCGGCCACGUCGGAGAUCGUGGAUUGCUACCGAGAGCCGGAGUUGUGCUCUCUUUGUGGUGGAGGGUAUCCAAAAGCUGAGGAGAUUGCUCACAAAACGGUUUGUAAUCACGUCUUUCAUGGUGCUUGCAUCUCAAGUCACUUGCUGAAUGUUCCUCACUGUCCUGUUUGCUGGACAAGAUUGCCACCCGUCGACAUCCGAACUCUCCUCUUUUAA